GUGCGGCUGCAGACCCAGACCACACAUCGGGGCAUCAUUGAUUGUAUGGUCAAGACUUACCGCCACGAGUCGGUGGCCCCUGGGCUUGUCAAGGGAAUGAGCUUCCCCAUCGCCAGCAUAGCUGUGGUCAACUCUGUCCUGUUCGGGGUCUACAGCAGCACCCUGCUGGUACUGAGAGCCACCUCCCACCAGGAGCGGCGGGCCCAGCCGCUCAGCUAUACGCACGUCUUCAUAGGCAGCUGCACAGGGGGGUUCCUGCAGGCCUACUGCUUGGCCCCUUUUGACCUCCUCAAAGUCUGGCUACAAAACCAGACAGAGCCCAAGGGGAAGUCAGGGAGCCCCCCACCCCAGUACCACGGGCCCGUGCACUGCGCGGCCUCCAUCUUCUAGGCCGAGGGGCCCCGGGGGCUGAUACAGGGAGCCUGGGCCCUGACGCUGCGGGACAACCCCACCCUGGGAAUCUAUUUCGUCACCUACGAAUGGCUGUGUUGCCAAUGCACGCCGGAUGGCCAGAACCAUUCCUCUACCCCAGGCUCGGGCACAGUGCUGGUGGCAGGGGGCUUUGCCGGCGUCACCUCCUGGGUCACAGCCACCCCCUUAGCCGUGAUCAAGUCCCGGAUGCAGAUGGCGGGGCUGAGGCAGAGGGUGCACCAGGGGCUGCUGGACUGCAUGGUGAGCAGUGCCUGGCGGGAAGGGCUGGGGGUCUUCUUCCAGGGGCUCAGCAUCAACAGUGCCCGUGCCUUUCCCGUCAACGCCGUCCCCUUCCUCAGCUACGAGUACCUCCUCCACUCCCGGGGAUGA
This is a messenger RNA of Globicephala melas (long-finned pilot whale), 801 nucleotides long. RefSeq names its product solute carrier family 25 member 45 (gene SLC25A45). The record is from RefSeq and is a predicted model, not a curated record. Gene Ontology annotation, biological process: transport. Lineage: Eukaryota; Metazoa; Chordata; Mammalia; Artiodactyla; Delphinidae. Gene Ontology annotation, molecular function: transmembrane transporter activity. Gene Ontology annotation, cellular component: mitochondrion.